GCGCAGUCAGGUCAAGAGUCAAGAGUCACGUCACGAGGGUUAUCGUCGCCUGCAAGCCUGCUUGCUGCUCGCCCGCCCCAUGUGAUGCGAUCGGGCCACCGCCUGCACUCGACUCGAACCUCACCACUCGACUCAUCAAACUGCAACUGCAAAACUCGCACCAACGCAACCAUCAUUCGUGCCGCGUGACUCGUGACUGACGCACAGCACCUGUAUGCCGAUCACGACUGCCGCUUCGACCUCGGGUGCUCUACAAGCUUCCCAAAACAUCAAAUCGCGCUUGCUCGAGACAUUGCAGCGCUGCUGAGCACCAUCAAGGUGGCGCUUCCUAGCCACAUCUCAUUCCGCCGCACACAUCCAGGCUCAACCACCGCAUUGCAGCCACAGCCCCAGCCGCCAGCAUAUCGAAGUCUCGACCACCAUGGCCAAGAUUCCGCGAUCUUUCAGGCUGUUGGAGGAGCUUGAAAAGGGAGAAAAAGGUAUUGGAGAUGGCACCUGCUCUUAUGGUCUCGAUGACAGCUCCGAUAUUGAAAUGUCCAACUGGGGCGCAACGAUCAUCGGACCAGGACACACCAUCUUUCAGAAUCGCAUCUACUCUUUGAAGGUGUACUGCGGAGCCUCUUACCCGGACAAGCCUCCCGAGGUUGCUUUCCUCACAAAGAUCAACCUGCCGUGUGUCGGAUCAGAUGGAAAGGUCAAUGCAGCAGCGUUGCCAGUUCUCGCGGGGUGGAGGCGAGAGAAUACAUUGGAGACGGUAUUGGUGGAGCUCAGAAGGGACAUGGCGGCAAGCCAGAAUCGCAAGCUGCCUCAACCUGCCGAAGGAUCCACGUACGCAUGAAUGAGCAAUUUAGAGUCUUGAGACAUCCUUCCACAACUGCAACCUCGGGCUCGUGCAAUAUAGGCCGAACAGACACAGAAAAGGCGGGAAGAACUCCGUGCCGCUGGCGACCCUCAUCGAGAGCGUAAAGCUUCUUUGUAUGAGUGAGUGUCAGCCAAUUCGCUCCUUCAACGAAAGGAGACAGAACACGUCUCAAGGUGUACUGUGACUUCAUCUCAUCUAACACCGACGUUUUGGGGUGCCCUAGACCUCUUUGCAAGCCAGCUGGGAGUAGCUGAACGAGCUGAUUUUCAUUGAAUGUGAAUUGCGGCUCCCACUUGUG
Messenger RNA from Ceraceosorus guamensis, 1160 nucleotides. RefSeq names its product UBC-like protein. The record is from RefSeq and is a predicted model, not a curated record. The coding region runs from base 422 to 838 and encodes 138 amino acids. Lineage: Eukaryota; Fungi; Basidiomycota; Exobasidiomycetes; Ceraceosorales; Ceraceosoraceae. Gene Ontology annotation, cellular component: nucleus. Gene Ontology annotation, biological process: DNA damage tolerance; protein K63-linked ubiquitination. The transcript has 5 exons.